UACCCGUCUCGAAGAGAGCGCGCUCGCCUGUUCUUCGAAUUCCAGACAUCAUGCCGCACCCCUGGAUUGCGAGUGAGUCGAAGGCGUGAGUGAGGUUCGGGGUCUGAACGACUCGGAUCUCUCGUGCUCCGGAGGGGCGAGAGCGCGAAGACCCCUAUCAGCUGCUCGCGUAUCCAGCCCGUAGAACCGCAGCCCUCUCUCGCAUCCAGUGGCGCGGCGUCUCGAUACAUGUUCGGGCGAGCGAGACUAGCGAGCGCACUAUCAAUCCUGAGGCCGAGUCCUCGCGGCGUUGUCCACCCGACGCGUUCUGCGGCCGUCCACGGAUUUCGUGCGCUCAGUGCAGCUCUGAGGGAUCGACCGUUGACGCCUGAAUCGACGUUCCCUCGAAUCGUGCCGAGCGAAUCGAACAUGAAGUACAUUCUGGUCACCGGUGGUGUCAUCUCCGGAAUCGGGAAAGGUGUGAUCUCAUCGUCGAUAGGCGCGAUUCUCAAAGCGGCCGGUCUACACGUGACCGCCAUAAAAAUCGAUCCGUACAUAAACAUCGACGCGGGAACGUUUUCUCCGUACGAGCACGGAGAAGUGUUCGUACUUGACGACGGCGGCGAAGUCGACCUGGACCUCGGCAACUACGAGCGUUUUCUCGACGUAACCUUGCGGAGCGACAGCAACAUCACCACCGGUAAGAUCUAUCAGAGCGUUAUCAAUAAGGAACGAGCCGGGGACUACCUUGGAAAAACGGUCCAAGUCGUGCCGCACAUCACCGACGCAAUUCAGGAAUGGGUCGAACGAGUUGCGAAAACACCGCUCGACGGAGUUCACGUGCCCGACGUGUGCAUCAUUGAGCUCGGCGGAACCGUCGGGGACAUUGAGGGGAUGGCAUUCAUCGAGGCCUUCAGACAGUUCCAGUUCCGUGUGAAGAAACGCAACUUCUGCUCCGUUCACGUUUCGUUAGUUCCCCAGCCGAAAAGUACUGGCGACAGCAAGACGAAACCCACUCAGAACAGUGUGAGGGAAUUGCGCGGCCUCGGAAUUUCCCCGGACAUUAUCGUAUGUCGGAGUGAGCAUCCGAUCAACGAUGAAGUCAAGGACAAGAUCUCUAAUUUCUGUCAUGUAGAGCCCAACCAAGUUAUAUGUUUGCACGACGUGCCGAACACGUAUCACGUGCCGGUGUUCCUGCGUCAGCAGGGCCUAGUGGGACUAUUCGCAAAGCAUCUGAAUCUGCACGUCGAGCUCGACCAACAGUCUCUCGAUGCGUGGAAAUCUCUGGCGACUCGUAGCGACAGAUGUGCCACCAUCGUGACGAUCGCGCUCGUUGGGAAAUAUACGAAAUUCGAGGACUCGUACUCUUCGAUCAUCAAGGCCAUGCAGCAUUCAGCUCUACGGGCCGAUCGCAAACUCGUGAUCAAGUUCAUCGACGCCGAAUCUCUCGAGAAUAGCUACAAAGAGACAAAUCCAGUCGAGCACUACGAUGCGUGGAAAAAAAUGUGCGAGACCGACGGCGUACUCGUUCCCGGCGGUUUCGGCACCAGAGGCAUCGAGGGAAAAAUCGCCGCGAUAAAAUACGCCCGGACCGCGAAGAAACCUUUCCUUGGGGUCUGCUUGGGAUUCCAAUGCGCUGUGAUUGAAUACGCGCGUGACGUUCUCGGCCGCAAAGGGGCGACGUCUUCGGAGUUCGUCAAGGAAGCGUCAGGCCAGGAAUUAGGAGAAGGAUCGACUGAUUUCGUAGUGAUCGACAUGCCCGAACACCAUCCCGGUCAGAUGGGGGGCACCAUGCGAUUGGGAAAACGGGAGUCCAUCUUCCAAACCGAGGAUUCGGUCCUCCGUAAAUUGUAUGGCAAUAAAGCCGUCAUACACGAACGUCACCGUCAUCGAUACGAAGUCAAUCCGGCUGUGGUCGACGAGCUCGAGAAGGCGGGAUUGAGGUUCGUCGCCAAGGACACCGAUAACCAAAGGAUGGAGGUGCUCGAGUUGCAAGACCAUCCGUACUAUGUUGCCGUUCAAUACCACCCGGAGUACGUUUCUAGACCGCUGAGACCGUCGCCACCGUACCUCGGUCUGAUCUUGGCCGCAUCGGGUCAGCUCGAAAGUCAUCUCGACAGCGAACUGGGAACCCUGCAACAGUGUUCCGAGGCUGACCUAUGAAGACAAGACGUUCCGACCAGGAGGUCGAGGAGGACUCCGGUUCCAAAUCGCCGGCCGGUUGUUCGCCGCCGGACACCUCAGGACGAACGAUUGCAUUUUAUACCAAAUGUCGAAAGAUCGCGAUCGCCAAUCCGACGAGUUCUCGAUGUACAAUUUGAAUUGGUGCGGGAUGAAAGGAUAUUUUUUCAAAUGUUGUAUGUAGUUUAACCCUGACGUGUUGCGUGCAGACUGUUUCGCAGAAUGCAGAGGAUUCGAUGAUUCCGUCGACGGAAUAAAGAGUAAUACCUUCUUGUAGACGACGCGAGAAUUCUCUCUGGGCUCGAGUUGUUCAGUGACAGACUAUAUCGGAGUCACAAUGUCGGAUCCGAAAGCGGGCUAUGGAAGAAUUCGACGGAAUGAACUGUGUAAUUCUACUCCUCGACCAGCGGUCUCAACCGACUGGCCAGCGGCGAGACGCUU
Messenger RNA from Galendromus occidentalis (western predatory mite), 2601 nucleotides. RefSeq names its product CTP synthase (gene Ctps). Gene Ontology annotation, biological process: pyrimidine nucleobase biosynthetic process; CTP biosynthetic process. The record is from RefSeq and is a predicted model, not a curated record. Bases 229 to 2142 code for a protein of 637 amino acids. NCBI's taxonomy places the organism in Eukaryota, Metazoa, Arthropoda, Arachnida, Mesostigmata, Phytoseiidae. Gene Ontology annotation, molecular function: CTP synthase activity; identical protein binding. Gene Ontology annotation, cellular component: cytoplasm; cytoophidium. The transcript has a single exon.